Drosophila elegans is the source of this 2099-nucleotide messenger RNA. RefSeq names its product protein cortex (gene cort). The transcript is spliced from 6 exons. Gene Ontology annotation, biological process: positive regulation of ubiquitin protein ligase activity; anaphase-promoting complex-dependent catabolic process; positive regulation of anaphase-promoting complex-dependent catabolic process. Gene Ontology annotation, cellular component: anaphase-promoting complex. Gene Ontology annotation, molecular function: anaphase-promoting complex binding; ubiquitin ligase activator activity; protein binding. The record is from RefSeq and is a predicted model, not a curated record. NCBI's taxonomy places the organism in Eukaryota, Metazoa, Arthropoda, Insecta, Diptera, Drosophilidae. The coding region runs from base 535 to 1986 and encodes 483 amino acids.
UCUUAAAAAUGGAAUAUUGUAUUUAUAAUUAAGUAUUUUUCAAUUACUCUAUGUUGAGACCUGUGAAAAUUAUAGUUUUCCCUACCCAAUUUUUACUGUUCAAAGAAACUGUUUUAACUCACCUGAGGUAAUUUCUUUAAAAAAACAAUCAAAAAAUUGCCUUUUUUCGUGGGUUACACUAGUGUAGGCCGUUAAGCUUAGAAACGGUAAUUUUAGUCAUUUCUGUAUAAACAAAACGCAAUAGAAAGUGAAUAUUUCAUUAUUUCUGAGUAAAAUUAAAAAAAAAAAAAACAUGAGCAUAGCAUCAUUUCCAAAUCUUUUCUUGUUAACCAAUCUUUAAAAUGGAAUACUGUGUUUAUAUUGGAAUAUUGUAUUGUUCAAGUACUCUAUGUUGAUACCUGUGAACAGUAUAGUUUGCCCUACCCAAUUUUUACUGUUCAAAGUAACUGUUUUAACUCUCCUGAGGCCCAGAUAAGAUUUAAGUGCUCUCCGCGCAGUGAUUUAAAAUGGCGCAAGCCACACAGAAAUGCUUAAAUGUUCGUCGAGAUGAGUAUGUGCGACAGUCCCAAUAAAAAUUCCAAACGGGACAAAAAGUCCCUGACGCCUUUCAAAAAAGUGCGUCGCCAGAAUUGGAAACAGGAAGCGGCCUACAAGGGUGAUAAAAGCAAGAGUCAUACGGUGUCCAAUGGCGGUGAAAGGUUCAUACCAAAGCGCUUUGCGCGGGAGGACAUCGAGCUCAACCUGAAAUACAUCGGCAAAGGGGAGGAGUGGGAUAUUCUGGAAGCGGGUGAGACAUUGACGGCCAGCUACUGGUUGCAAAGCGGAUUUAUAGCCAACAUCAAUAGCACAUUUGGGAUCCAGGAGCGCCGCCUGCUCCAGUUCAGCACUGCCCAAGGGACCCCAUCCAUGGUGGUGGACAGCGACUCUGCAGACUCCGACUGGCCAUGUAAUCCGCGGGCGCGACCACAUGCCGUUCAAAAGGCCACGCAUGAGAUGCCCGGGAUUUGCAGUCCCGUUGACUACAACUUGAUGGACUGGUCGUCCAGCGGCAUUGUGGCCAUGUCAUCCGGCCAGGACAUCAUGUUGUGGCGCAAUCUGGACGAGAGCACCAUGGUCUUUAGCGUCGACACGCCCAGUUCGCUCAAGUUUUCGCCGGACGGCAAAUAUCUGGCAAUCGGAUGCAUGGAUGCCAACUAUCCCGUCCUGGACCUCUGGGAGGUGCGGUCGCCGAUGGUGUUCUUGGUCUCCUUUCGCAAGUUGUUAUCCAAAUCCAUGGGCUACAUAAGCUGCAUCGAAUGGUCCCACGACGGCAAGGAGCUCCUAUGUGGCACCUACUGCGGAGUGAUCCUCGUACUGGCCAUGCCCAAGCUAAGGACUCUGAAGCAGUUCCGCGAUCACCGCCACAAGGUUAACCAAAUCAAGUUCGAACCCACUCGAAAGUAUUUUGCAUCCAGCGAUGUGGGUGGCCAAAUUUUAAUCUUCGACGCCGUGUUGAAAGUUCGCCUGCUGAAAGUUUGCGGCAAAAAGAUAAUCUUCGACUGGCAUCCAUGGACGGGUGAGGACCUGGUUGUGGCGGAGCAGAGUCCAGCAUCCAUUUUCAUCUUCAACAUCCCACGCCGACAGUUUGUGGCUUUGUACAGGCGCCGGGAUGACAAGAUAGCUAUAAAGACGGUCACAUUCAGCAAGAUCACGGGCGAGUUGCUGGUCAACGUUAUUCGGCGCGGUGAUGGUGACAUCGCGAUGUGCGAAAUUCUGGUCCUGGCCUCCUUGAACCGUGUCGUUGACUUGUUGUCCCACCAGGAUCGCGGCACUCUGUUCCUGAUGUGGAGUCCAGAUGGAACCAACAUUGCCACGGCCGGCCUAGAUGAAACCUUUUCGCUGUGGAACUUCUUUCCCACCCACAUGCAAGAGGCCAUACUGCGAAAACAGGCGCAACAGGCCAAGAACAAUCAAAGCUCCUUGUGUCUGUAUAAGGGAAUUCGGUGACCUGUUCACAGGUUUUUAUACGUGUACUACAUGUGUCUAGUCUUUUGUUCAAAUUGUGCUUUUCAUUAUUUAUUCAAUUCAAAUUGCUUCCAUAAAAAUUCCAUUGGAUUUAA